CUCUCUACACACGCACGCACAGAUAAUCCACAUACGUCCCUCAAUUCAUAGAACACCAUCAUUCCUCGCAUAACAGCCCACAUAUUCCACCUUCUGUUGCAAACUAUGAUCCUUUUUUCCUAAAAACCUACAUCUCCCACCAUUCUUUAUAGGCCCAUAUCAAACCCCCCCAACCCCAAAACUCACAUGGAAAGUUGCAGGAAGAACCUUAUGAAAACAUGUAAGAAAGGCCCCACUAGGGGCAAAGGAGGACCCCAAAACUCAUCCUGCGAGUACAGGGGAGUGAGACAGAGAACAUGGGGCAAAUGGGUUGCAGAGAUAAGGGAACCAAAGAAAAGAACCAGGCUCUGGUUGGGCUCUUUUUCUACAGCUGAAGAAGCUGCAUUGGCUUACGAUGAAGCGGCAAGAAGACUCUAUGGGCCCGAAGCCCACCUCAACUUACCCCACAUACACUCAAACCCUCAUUCUCUACAAAAAACCCUUAGUGUAAACUGGUUUUCCAGUAAGAACUUUGGUUCCAAUUAUCAUUCAUAUGGAGUUCUCAAUCUCAAUGCACAACCUAAUGUGCAUGUCAUACACCAGAGGCUUCAGGAAAUGAAGAAGAAUGUGAACCAGCCUCCACCUGUUUCAUGUCCCCUGGUCUUUAGUGAGAAGGGAAAAGUAAAUUCAGGCCCUGAAAUUGAAAGAGAAGAGAAAGAUGGCCUAGAAAAUUAUGGGUUUUCUGCUCAAGAGAAGCAGAUUGAUCUGAAGGAGUUUCUUGAGCAAUUGGGUGUGUUGAAAGAUGAGCAAUUGGGUGUGUUGAAAGAAGAGAGUGGGUCAGAUAGUAGUGCAACACCCCCGCAGCAGAUCUUGCUGGGAAAUAACUUUCCAGCAAUUUCAGAGACUGGAGAGUUGGACGGUCAAGAUUUCCUUUGGGACGAAUUAGAGGAGUUGAAUGGGUUUGAUCACAACACAGAUGACCAAACCUGCACUAUACAGAUUGAGGGCCAUGAGGAUAUAUGCCUGACUUCCUCUAUUUGGGAUCUCUAACCUCUGGGAUCUCUAAACUGAGAGAAAUAAUCAUGGUUAGUUUUGGUUCAGUUUCAUGUAAUGUCUACGUGUUGAGGGUUAAUAGGUAGCAUAGCAAUGGGUAGUUCUUUCCUUUGUCCUCCAACCCCUUUUUUAUGUUUGUUUCGGUGGGUAGUUCAUUCCUUUGUCCUCCAACAUCUUUCUUUUGUCU
Molecule: messenger RNA, 1219 nt
Organism: Amborella trichopoda
Lineage: Eukaryota; Viridiplantae; Streptophyta; Magnoliopsida; Amborellales; Amborellaceae
Product: Integrase-type DNA-binding superfamily protein
Biological process (GO): response to stress; positive regulation of DNA-templated transcription
Cellular component (GO): nucleus
Molecular function (GO): transcription cis-regulatory region binding; DNA-binding transcription factor activity
Source: RefSeq, a predicted model, not a curated record